AGUGUGUCCCUUCGUCGACUCUUCAGCUCAUGUCAGCAUUCAUGGACUUCGCCUCGGACGUAGGAGUCCGCCAUUCUGUCGUUCUCUCCAAUCUCAACAUCCAGCACUCCGUUGACUUCUCCCCCGCGACGGUCUCAAUCGUGCGCGAGCUCCGCUUCUGUGUGAUCGCCAUUGUGGUUGGGUGGACCACCACACGCGUUGUCUCCGCGUUAUUGAAUCGGGGCGCUUCUGAUGAUCGCUCUUAAUACUUAGAAUUGCUGUCGCUUUCUCAUUGCGUUCUGCCUUUCUUGAUUUUCUUCUUUUGGAUCAAUUCUGGGAGCUAGACUCUGUCGCAUCGCUGUAUAUUUUAUCUCGUCUUUGCCUUUCUUUGUCUUGAAUUCGCAGCCCCUCGGAACCGAAGUGACGAACCAUUUGACCACGACGACUCUCCGAUUGCAUAGACAUCAUGAAGUUUCACGCCUCGUUUCCAUUUUUCGCGGCUGUCGCUACGGCGCAGUCAUUGAUCGAAAGCUCCAGCUUUGGUUGGGGUCAAACUAUAUCGCCGAGCAGGGACUCUAUUCCAGGAUGGCAGGUUGGAGGAGAAGGGCACACUCCGCAGAUUCUUUCGAAUAAAAUGAUUCUGACACCCCCGUACCCCGGGAAUACGAGAGGGUUCGCUUGGGCACAGACUCCUGUUUCUCAGCAGGAGUGGGAGGCCGAAUUCCAAUUCCGAGCCAGUGGCAUCGAGAGGGGAGGAGGCAACCUCCAGCUAUGGUAUGCGAAGGAUGGGCAGAGCAAAAUCGGUACCUCCAGCAUCUACACCGUGGGCCAAUUUGACGGACUGGCUCUUGUCAUUGACACCCAUGGCGGCAGAGGUGGUAGCGUUCGAGGGUUCCUCAACGACGGCACGACAGACUAUAAAAGCCACAAGAGUGUAGACAGCUUGGCUUUCGGUCACUGCGACUAUCCCUACCGCAACCUGGGACGUCCGUCCGUCCUCCGUGUCAAGCAUACCUCUUCCGUUCUUCAAGUCACCGUCGACGAUAAGCUCUGUUUCACCACCAACAAGGUUGCACUUCCGGCUGGUAACAACUUUGGUCUCACAUCCGCGACCCCUGAGAACCCCGACUCGUUCGAGGUCUUCAAAUUCGUCCUGCAGACCAGCGCAGGUGGUUCCGCCCCUCCCCCCGUCCAGCAGCAAAGCAACCAGAAGCCCGUUGGCGUCGGCAAACCCCAGCAGGCUCCCCCACGCGCCCAGAUCCCACCCACAACGCCUCAGUCCACGAUCGACCAGCAAUUCGCGGACCUCCGAUCGAGUCUGCAGCUGAUCAACCACGCCACCGGCAACAUCAUCCGCGAGAUCGGCAGCCAAUCCAACAGAGCCGACAACCGCCAGACGGAGCUUUUCCAGCGCGUCGCCGGCAAGGACGAGGUCGCCCAUCUGGACACCCGACUCAAGAGAAUCGAGCAGACCUUGGAGAAGAUCCAGAAGGACCUCGAAGGCAGAGACUACCGUGACCGCUUCAACCAGCUCCAGGACACGCUCCGAUCAUCUCACCUAACCUUGACCGAGAGCCUUCAAGGCCAUGUCUUCAACGUGAUCACCGCGUCCACUCCGCGCAUGGGCUUCUUCAUCUUCCUGAUAAUCGCCUUCCAGGUCGUCCUCGCAGUCUCGUACGUCAUCUACAAGCGUCGGCGCGCCAACAUGCCCAAGAAAUUCCUCUAAACUCAACCCCAACCAAAUCUACACAUCUAUCUAUAUCUAGAAACGAAACAAAAAGAAAGACCCCCCCUCCACACCAACCAUCUAUGUAUCUACCUUACCUCCUACUUGCUAUAUUUUGGUGUAGUGUAUCGCUUAUCGAACUGUUCUCUUUUUUUUUUUUAGUUCCUGUACAUUCUAGAUCGUUC
Messenger RNA from Aspergillus steynii IBT 23096, 1890 nucleotides. Its product is annotated as putative lectin family integral membrane protein. The transcript is spliced from 7 exons. Gene Ontology annotation, biological process: endoplasmic reticulum organization; Golgi organization; endoplasmic reticulum to Golgi vesicle-mediated transport. Gene Ontology annotation, molecular function: D-mannose binding. Gene Ontology annotation, cellular component: COPII-coated ER to Golgi transport vesicle; endoplasmic reticulum membrane; endoplasmic reticulum-Golgi intermediate compartment. NCBI's taxonomy places the organism in Eukaryota, Fungi, Ascomycota, Eurotiomycetes, Eurotiales, Aspergillaceae. Bases 446 to 1705 code for a protein of 419 amino acids. The record is from RefSeq and is a predicted model, not a curated record.